GAGAAACAACGGAGACGGCAAUUCAAUAAGCUUCUCUCGGGCAAGUGUAUACUAGUUGAGCACACUUUUGGGAUGUUGAAAGGCUGCUUCCCUGCCCUCAAAGUGCUCAGUACGCCAAACAACAUAGACGACGUGUAUCGGAUUGUCAAAUCGUUGAUGGCCCUGCACAAUAUUUGUAUCGACCUUGGUGAUCACCCAGAAGACAUCUAUGGCUACGACCCAUCAGACGAUCCUGAUGUGGCUAAUGGCAACGCGGACAUUGAUGUUGACCUUUCACAGUAUGGUGGAGUUACCGGAGACGAGCCUGCUGACAUACCAGUGUUGAAGACGGAGGCGGCAUUGCAGACAGCAGGGUAUGAGAUGCGGCUCCAUUUACUUAAUGCAUUGUGUCCCGUCGAGUAA
Phanerochaete carnosa HHB-10118-sp is the source of this 402-nucleotide messenger RNA. RefSeq lists its product as uncharacterized. Lineage: Eukaryota; Fungi; Basidiomycota; Agaricomycetes; Polyporales; Phanerochaetaceae. The record is from RefSeq and is a predicted model, not a curated record. The annotation marks the transcript as partial. The transcript has a single exon.